AUGCUGGCCCCUUCUCACCCGCAUCCCGUUUCCUGCUCUGCUUCGGCUUUUUCUUUACCCUACCAAGCAGCUUGUGUCAGGCUUAAUCCGUCCCUGCCUGCUGUCUUCCGGGGGACUCGCCCGGACUCUUCCUGCACGGGACUUAGCUCCUCGCUUUUUGAAGACGGCGCCCGUCUGCGCGUCAAGGACCCCGCCGACUUUGACGAUAGUCAAAAGCCUUUUGACGAAGAAGCUUCGAGCCAGCCCGGUUCCCAGCAUCGGUCUGCGUCUCAAUCUUGGUCUCGCCGCGGUCAACCCCAACCGCAACGAGCUGUACGAGUCUCCAAGAACACCCACAGUGCUGUCCUUUUUGCACUCGAGGCUCUUCGGCAUCCCGAUCCGUUCACGCCCGACGUUGUCGAGGAGUCCGCUGACAUGGCUGACCUCAUGGCUGCCACCAGCGGAGUUCCUCCUGGCGCUCUCACCAGCCACAGCACGACCGCCCCUCGUCGUCCCACGGCAGGGCCUGCUCCGACCAGCUCCCCAUCCGGGAUUCGGGGUCCUAGGAUGAUUAUGCAGGAACGAGCGGCCAGAGAGGCCAGGCAACGGGCUGAGGCUGAGAAGCUUGCCUUGGAGCGAAACAGGGCAGAGCAGGAAGCGCAGGAAGCGCGCUUGCUGGAAGAAGCAGCAGCACGGCGAGGCAGUGCAGAAGACCCAUCUGCUGGCGUUGCUGCCGAGCAGGGUAGUGGCGCCAGGUUACCAUCCCAGCAGCUACAGGCAGACCCACGAGGCCAUGGCCACGCCGCGCAAGAAACUUUGCAGAGUUUACGAAACACGGGCGCUACAACGACGGCCAAGACGUCAACGCAGCAGCAGCAGCAGCAGCAGCAGCUUGCUUCACGGCAACAGUUACAACCACCACCGCCCAAUUAUAUAACCUCCAGUGGACGUCCACGAAUCCAACAGCAAGCAACUGCCAAUGCUGCCAAGGUGCCACGAGAGGGCGCUAGCCAACAGACUACUGAACGCGCCAAACCUAUAAGCUCCUUCCCCCAUGCUUUCGAGAGGUGGGAGACAUUGUCGGCUCACUGGGAAGGUCUAACAAGCUACUGGAUCAAAAAGCUGGAGCAGAACCAAGACGACAUAAGCCGUGAACCGCUCAGCCAGCAGCUUGCGCGGCAGGUCACUGACCUCUCGGCCGCGGGCGCGAAUCUGUUCCACGCAGUAGUGGAGCUGCAGCGACUACGAGCCAGCUCGGAAAGAAAGUUUCAGAGAUGGUUUUUUGAAACGCGCGCCGAGCUGGAACGAGCCCAGGAGGUCAACGGCAUGCUUGAAAAGGCUCUCGAGGGGGAACGUCGCGAGCGGGCCGACGCCAUUCGCGACGCGGUGGACCAUGAGAGAGGCUCAUCCAAGGCGCAGAAGCAGCUGGCCGAGAUGCGCAAGGAGCUCGCGAUAUCCAAGGAAGAAGCGCGACGGGCGUGGGAAGAGCUGGGGCGAAGGGAGCAGGAAGAGCGAGACCGGACUCUGUCGUUGCAGUCUGGCCACCCCACCAUUGUCGGCGGCGUGCAAGUCGUCCCCAUGACGCAAGGCGGCGGCGUCGUCAGCCGCCAGGGGACCGGCCGGGACGCCGGAGCCUAUCCGGCAGAGUAUGCGCAGGGCUAUGCUCCCGAGCGCUCGCGGCCUGACCCCACGUCCCCGCAGCCGACCGCGGCCGGCCCGAGCAGCACGCAUCAGGCAACCGGCCAGCCGUCCCACGCGGGCAGAGCCGGUGGUUCAGAGGGCGGAUUCAGCGAAGACGACUACGACACCCCAGCGACGACGAACCCGCCGAGCGGGGGGCACGACCCUCCCGCCGCCUCGUCGACAGGCGACAGCCAAUGGACCGGAGCGUAUGCGAGUCCUCAAGACUAUUCCGGGCAGGGCUACGGGACUCCCGGAUGGGAGACUGUUCCGCGCCAUCAUCACCCGACCAGACUGAGCGACGUGAUUGAGGAAGAAGACGAGCGGAGCCGCACGAGCGCAAGCCAAAGUCACAGCCGGGCCGGUUAG
Ustilaginoidea virens is the source of this 2028-nucleotide messenger RNA. RefSeq lists its product as uncharacterized. The record is from RefSeq and is a predicted model, not a curated record. The transcript has 3 exons. The coding region runs from base 1 to 2028 and encodes 675 amino acids. NCBI's taxonomy places the organism in Eukaryota, Fungi, Ascomycota, Sordariomycetes, Hypocreales, Clavicipitaceae.